AUGAGCUGCAGAGGAGGGGCCAAGCAGCGGGAAAACAGACCUGCCAGUGACCCUGCAUAUGAUUUAGGGAAUGGUGCAUACCAGGAGAUGAAAGCAGAGGUUACUGAGGUUCCAGCAUCCCAACUCAUUCCUGAAGGAAGUCCCAACUUCACAGGCUGUGGAGAGCUGCAGUCAGUCGGAGACCCCGUGUUGCACAAGAAGGCUGACAGUAUCACAGGGAAGUAUGGAGUGUGGCUGCAGGACCCCGAGCCUCAGGGUCCCAAUUACAACAACAAGACCGUGUGGCGUAUCGACACAGUGGGUAAAGAUGUCCGUCAGGUCUUUGCGUAUGAAGACAUGGAUCAGUUAUCCCAAGGCUUCCCUAUGAAGGUCCUGGUCCUGCCGGAGCCAAUGGAGAGCACAGGUGCCACCAUGUACCGUGGCUCCCUUUAUUACCAGCGCAAACACAGCCGCAGCCUGAUCCGUUACGACCUGACCUCCGAGCGCCUGGCCUCCCGCCUGGAGCUGCCUCAUGCCGGCUUCCACGGCCAGCACCCUUACUCCUGGGGCGGCUACACCGACAUCGACCUGGCGGCAGACGAGCAGGGUCUUUGGGCGAUCUACAGCACCAACAAGGCAAAGGGGGCAAUUGUGAUUUCCAAGCUCGACCCCGAGAGCCUGGAGGUGAAGAGGAGCUGGGAGACCAACAUCAGGAAGAACACAGUGGCCAACGCUUUCAUAGUGUGUGGACGCCUGUACACCGUGGGCAGCUACACCGCGCCCAACACCACCAUCAACUAUGUGUUCGACACGGCCACCGGCAUGGGGAGGGCUCUCUCUAUGCCCUUCAAGAACAAAUUCCGCUACAACAGCAUGGUGGACUACAACCACGCCCAGAGGAAGCUGUUUGCUUGGGACAACUUCCACAUGGUCACCUAUGACAUCAGACUGGGGAAAGCGAGUAACAGCAGCAGCUAAAGACUAAUGGCUGUUUACAGGACUGUGCUCAUGCAAGUGAAUGAGAUAAGACAUGAUAAAGUUGCAUUGUACUGAGGUUACUGCAAAACUUAGUAUGUUUUGCAUUACUAAAAUAGUGUUUUGUUUUUUUUGUAAAUAAGAUCUAUCAUGGCAAUGAAAAUCUUAUCUUAUUAUUA
Notothenia coriiceps (black rockcod) is the source of this 1133-nucleotide messenger RNA. Its product is annotated as myocilin-like. Lineage: Eukaryota; Metazoa; Chordata; Actinopteri; Perciformes; Nototheniidae. The record is from RefSeq and is a predicted model, not a curated record. The transcript is spliced from 4 exons. The coding region runs from base 1 to 957 and encodes 318 amino acids. Gene Ontology annotation, biological process: signal transduction; osteoblast differentiation. Gene Ontology annotation, cellular component: Golgi apparatus.